AUGGUGCGACCGCCUCAAGCCCCUGUACUCCAAUGGCCGCAUCGUGCAGCCGCCUCCACCGCCGGUGAGGGCAAGGGCGCCAAGAAGCGCAAGGCCAAGAUCGUCGACGUGUGGGCGCACAACAUGGAGGCAGAGCUGGAGCUCAUCCGCAGCGUCGUCCCCGACUACCCCAUCGUGGCCGUCACCACUUCCCCCGACGUCGCCGUUGGCCGCGCCCCAGUCCCCGACCCCGAGAGCUCCUACGACACCUUCCUAUUUUACAUUCAAAGCAUCCGCUUUGCAGAGGUCAGCCUGGCCUUCACCAACCCCCGCGGCGAGCUCGCCCUGCGCCGCUUCUGGAGGUUCCACCUCGGCGACUUCGACGCCGGCCACCUCCGCUUCUUCGAAGAGAUGGGAGUCGAGGUGCCCGCCCGUCGCGCCAACGCGCGGCGCUUCGGCGCGGCGCUCAUGGCUUUCGAGACGCUCGUCAACCCCAGGGUCGCCUGGGUCACCUACGACGGCGCCGCCGACCUGGCGUACCUGAUCAGUUUCAUCGGCGCAGGCCUGCCGUCACAGAGCUGCAUGUUCCUUCCCGUGUGCAGGACUUUCUUCCCCGCGAUGUACGACCUCAAGGUCCUCGCGAUGCAUGACGAGCUCGAGGGGGUCCCGGCCAAUGAUUCUAGUAAUGCCCUCCUCGAAGCUCCUGCGCCUGACGCCAUCAUGGCCGGGUCCAACGCGUUAGCCGGAUGCCUUGGGGACCCGACCUCGGCGGUGCGGCUGGAUCGAUACCGUGGAGUGUUAUUCGGUUUCGACGACGACCACAGCGCAACCAUGGCGAUCUACGGAGAGAUGGACAGGGUGAGCGUCAUCACCGCCCCGGCGGUGACAUACGUGCAGCUGCCUCCAAUGCACCCGGAUGCCAUGCACAGCUAA
Phragmites australis (common reed) is the source of this 912-nucleotide messenger RNA. Its product is annotated as probable CCR4-associated factor 1 homolog 6. Gene Ontology annotation, molecular function: poly(A)-specific ribonuclease activity; nucleic acid binding. The transcript has a single exon. The record is from RefSeq and is a predicted model, not a curated record. Gene Ontology annotation, cellular component: P-body; CCR4-NOT complex; CCR4-NOT core complex. NCBI's taxonomy places the organism in Eukaryota, Viridiplantae, Streptophyta, Magnoliopsida, Poales, Poaceae. Bases 1 to 912 code for a protein of 303 amino acids.